Molecule: messenger RNA, 1702 nt
Organism: Nicotiana attenuata
Lineage: Eukaryota; Viridiplantae; Streptophyta; Magnoliopsida; Solanales; Solanaceae
Product: mannan endo-1,4-beta-mannosidase 2-like
Exons: 6
Coding region: 186-1514 (442 amino acids)
Molecular function (GO): hydrolase activity, hydrolyzing O-glycosyl compounds
Source: RefSeq, a predicted model, not a curated record
ACACACACGUGAUGCAGUCUCACAGUCCUCAGCCUUCACUGCCCAAAUUGACGACUUUGUCUCUGCUUGAAGUAAUUGCUUAUACUACUACUUUUUUCUCAGAAAAGAGAUCUCAUUGUUCUUGAAAAAAUCACAAAUUGGACAGCUAAGGAGAUCCCAGGUUUCAGCAUUUUCCAUUUCAUGCAAUGGUUAAAUCACCAAUGAGCAGAAAACUCACAAGAAAUGGUGGCCUAUUAUAUCCAGUAAUUGGUUUAGCAUUAUUUGUCACUUUUCUUUAUUUUUCAUUUGGAGAUUUAUUGUGGUUCAGUUACAACAAAGAAAUAGAGCUAAGUUUUGUGGAGAGAAAUGGGACUCAAUUCUUUGUUGAUGGUAAAGUUUUUUACAUAAAUGGUUGGAAUUCUUAUUGGUUAAUGGAUCAUGCUGUGGAUUAUAGUAAAAGAUCAAGAAUUAGAGGAAUUUUACAAGCUGGUGCUAAGAUGGGACUCACUGUAUGUAGAACUUGGGCUUUUAAUGAUGGUGGAUAUAAUGCCCUGCAGAUUUCUCCUGGUAGAUUUGAUGAAAGAGUUUUUAGAGCAUUGGAUCAUGUUAUUGCAGAAGCGAGAAAGAACGGUAUUAGGCUAAUGCUUAGCUUGGUUAACAAUCUGAAUGCAUUUGGUGGGAAGACUCAGUAUGUAAAAUGGGCAGAGAAAGAAGGUGUUGCUUUAAGUUCUUCCAAUGAUUCAUUCUUCUAUGACCCUACCAUUCGUCGUUAUUUCAAACAUUAUGUCAAGACGGUGCUAACAAGGAGAAACUUAUACACUGGGAUUGAGUACAGGGACGAUCCAACUAUCUUUGCUUGGGAGUUAAUAAACGAGCCCCGCUGCAUGACCGAUCCUUCUGGUGACACACUCCAAGAUUGGAUAGAAGAGAUGUCAACAUUUGUGAAAUCAAUAGAUAGGAAACAUCUGCUUACAGUAGGCCUAGAAGGAUUCUACGGUCGUAAAAGUCCCAAAAAAUCAACUGGCAAUCCAGAGUUUUGGGCUGCUGAUCUUGGAUCAGAUUUCAUCCGCAACUCCAUGCUUUCGACGAUUGAUUUCGCCUCUGUACAUAUAUACCCAGACCAUUGGUUUCACAAAAAUUUCGAAGAAAAACUAAAAUUUGCAGCCAAAUGGAUGCUUUCUCACAUCGAAGACGGUGACAAGGAACUAAGGAAACCUAUCAUGUUCACUGAAUUCGGUCUAUCAAACGAGAACAAAGACUUUGAACCUGCUCAACGAGAUAGAUUCUACAAAAUGGUUCUUGAUAUCAUAUACAAGUCUGCAAAAAGAAACAGGUCGGGGGCAGGUUCGUUUAUCUGGCAGUUUUUAGUUGAAGGAAUGGAACUGUAUAAUGAUGAUUUUGGAAUUGUUCCGUGGGAGAGGCCUUCAAUGUAUCAGCUAAUUACUGAACAGUCGUGUAGGCUGGCUAGAGAACACGGUGUAUUUCCUACACAAACGGAACAUUUGAAGGAUUUUUGUACACGAACGAGUGUAUAAACCAUGUAUUCAUUUGGAUAAGAAAGAAAUUCAAUAUGUAUAAUGAAGAAUCUGGUUGUAUUUUUUCUUGUUUGAAAUUUGUUUAGAAGGAGGAGAUACAGGAUAGUUUUACACAAUGUGUUUCUCAGUUUACAGAUGUAUACUAUACAGUUUGCAUAAAAAUGAAAGUAGAGCAGAUUAUUUUCCCA